Messenger RNA from Torulaspora delbrueckii, 1662 nucleotides. RefSeq lists its product as uncharacterized. Lineage: Eukaryota; Fungi; Ascomycota; Saccharomycetes; Saccharomycetales; Saccharomycetaceae. The coding region runs from base 1 to 1662 and encodes 553 amino acids. The transcript has a single exon. The record is from RefSeq and is a predicted model, not a curated record. Gene Ontology annotation, cellular component: mitochondrion. Gene Ontology annotation, molecular function: ATP hydrolysis activity; ATP binding.
AUGGCCGAUAAGCAGUUAAAGUUGAAAAGGGCAUUGGUGAGCAUGGCCGGUCGUCGAUUUGGGUCAAUGCUCUCUGACGGGGUUGUUGUGCGCAUAUCAAAUGCGUUGUUCAAGUCCUCGCUGGUGAAAGGUGCAAAGACUGUCUAUGCCAAGCCGAUUUCAAAGUUCGAGAUCAGGAAAGGUGAAAAAUGGGCAGUCUGGGGUAAGGAGAAGGGUACAUUUUUGAAUGUCUUGGGGAAUAGAUAUUUGUGUGAACCUCCACUAUCGUUACAGUAUGGCCGUACUCGAGAAUCUGCACCACACGUCGAGCAGGUUUCUUUCAAAGGUGUGAUGCCAACGGCCCAUUUAAGUGCACGAUAUGAACACUUUAAAGAUGAGUUUGAUCAAACAUGCAAAAAAUUUAUACUGGAUAAUGCCAUUGGUUCGAAUGCAGUGUCCUAUGAUGUGGAGACUACAGGUCGGAAAGUGAAUAUGAAACUGUAUGAUAAACUCAUUAAAGAAUUGAAAUUGACUGAGCUACAGGACAGAUGGGCCAUGGGAUUAAGUAAUGGUCAGAUGAGAAGAGCCAGGCUCGCCUAUAGUUUACUAAAGGAACCGGAUAUUUUGCUGAUAGAUGAUCCUUUCCUCGGUCUGGAUCCUACUGCCACUUCCAUCAUCUCUAAAUUCUUGAAAAACUACCAGGAUGAGCAAAACUGCUCAAUAAUUGUUGGCCUAAGGGUCCAGGAUGAGAUUCCACAGUGGUGCACGCACAUUUGCUAUCCAGAUGAGAAUGAAGGUAUCCUGUUCCAGGGUCCAAUAGAUAAGUUUCAGGAACAAAUUGCAAACAUAAGAGAGAAACGUGCAUUAGAGCUACAGAUGCAAAAAGGUUCAACAGUUUACUCAGUGGAAGACCUAUUAUCGUCACAUCCAAUGUACAAGAAACCACAUCAUGAAAUUGUCAGGAUGCCUCAUACUCUCGAAUUGAAAGGCUUGGAAGUUCAAUACAAGGGUUCACCGGUGCUACAAGAUCUCCACUGGCAAGUUGCGCCAGGUUCUAAAUGGCAUAUUAGAGGUGAUAAUGGAACAGGGAAAUCUACUUUGCUGUCAUUGAUCACCGCAGAACAUCCGCAAUCCUGGAAUUCCAAAGUCGUUGAGAAUGGUGAACCAAGGAGAACUGGUAGAACAAACUACUUCGAUAUCAACCAACGAAUUGGGAUGUCGUCUCCAGAAUUACAUGCUAUACUCUUAAAGAAUGCCGGAGACAGAUUAAACGCGAAGGAAGCUAUUGCGACAGGGUUCCAUGAUGCCUCUUCCAAUAACUUUAUACCGACUUGGAAGCAUCUGGAUCAUACAAAGCAGUUACUGAUUGAAAUGUUCUUGAACUACUUCCAUUUGGAGAACAUGGAAAAAACGCCAAUCGGUCAGUUAAGCGUCAGUGACCAGAAGCUUAUACUAUUCAUCAGAAGUCUAAUUAAGAUGCCAGAAGUACUUAUCCUCGACGAAGCCUUCUCUGGCAUGGAUUGGGAGCCAAUGAUGCGCUGUCACGAGCUAUUGAAUCGUUGGCCGGGCACUGUUUUCGUGGUAUCGCACGUAGGGGAAGAAACACCUAUCUGCGACCACUACUUGAGACUCAUUGCACCGGGAGACUACGAGAUCGGCGAUGUAAACCACGAUGAUCUUUAA